UCCUUAUGCGCGCUUCUUUGGGCAAAGAAACAGUUUCAGGUAUUUCUACUAAGGCUUCGCUCAAAUUUUAUAGCUGUAGGUUUUCGGAACGUUCACAUAUUAUUCUGCUAAAGCUUACUCUCGACCUUCAGAGAAAUUGGGCACAUAGCUUUACACAGUCUCAAGAGGAUAAUCCCACCAAGAGACACCACCAAGAAACACCACCAAGACCUAGAAAAUGA
Funneliformis geosporum is the source of this 221-nucleotide messenger RNA. NCBI's taxonomy places the organism in Eukaryota, Fungi, Glomeromycota, Glomeromycetes, Glomerales, Glomeraceae. The record is from the annotation of a GenBank genome assembly.